UUGUUCUCGAACGCGUUCGAUCUAUUUACACUAUUUCUAAGAGCCCUUAAACGUGACGUGGCUUCGGCUGCCGACACCGGAAGAGGAAUGGUGACCGACGUACAGCUGGCCAUCUUUGCCAACAUGCUUGGCGUGUCGUUGUUCCUGCUGGUGGUUUUAUACCACUACGUUGCUGUCAAUAACCCCAAGAAGCAGGAGUAG
Messenger RNA from Menidia menidia (Atlantic silverside), 201 nucleotides. The record is from the annotation of a GenBank genome assembly. Lineage: Eukaryota; Metazoa; Chordata; Actinopteri; Atheriniformes; Atherinopsidae.